Miscanthus lutarioriparius is the source of this 2835-nucleotide messenger RNA. NCBI's taxonomy places the organism in Eukaryota, Viridiplantae, Streptophyta, Magnoliopsida, Poales, Poaceae. The record is from the annotation of a GenBank genome assembly.
AUGGCAGACUUGGCGCUCUCUGGCUUAAGGUGGCCAGCAUCGCCAAUCAUCAACAAGCUCCUAGCUGAUGCUACAGAUUACCUCAGCGUGGACUUGGUGCGUGAGCUCCAAAAACUAGAAGCCACUGUCCUGCCACAGUUUGACCUGGUGAUUCGAGCGGCAGAGAAGAGCUCCCACAGGGGCAAGCUGGAGGCAUGGAUCCGGAGGCUCAAAGAAGCCUUCUAUGAUGCUGAGGACCUGCUGGAUGAGCAUGAGUACAACCUCCUCAAGCGCAAGGCAAAGAGUGGGAAGGAUCCCAUGGUAGGGGAGGAUGAAGCCUCCUCCAUUGCAUCGACCAUCAUGAAGCCACUUCGUGCUGCUAAGAGUAGGGCACGCAACUUGUUGCCAGAGAACAGAAAGCUAAUUAACAAGAUGAAAGAACUCAAGGAUAUCCUGCUUGAAGCCAAGGAGCUUCGCGAUCUUCUUGGCUUACCACAUGGCAAUACCGUCGACUGGACACCAGCUGUACCUGGAACCGUUGUUCCUACAACAACAUCACUUCCCACUUCAAAGGUUUUCGGUCGCGACAGAGAUCGUGAUCGUAUAGUUGAUUUUCUUCUCGGCAACACGACAACUGAAGAGGCAAGUUCAUCGAGGUACUCAAGUUUGGCCAUUGUUGGAACGGGAGGAAUGGGGAAGUCCACCUUAGCACAGUAUGUCUAUAAUGACAGGAGGAUUGAAGAAUGCUUUGACGUCAGGAUGUGGAUCUGCAUCUCACGCAAACUUGAUGUGCGACGUCACACACAGGAGAUCAUCGAGUCUGCGAAAAAGGGGGAGUGCCCAUGUGUUGAUAAUCUUGAUACUCUCCAGUGCAAACUACGAGACAUACUGCAACAGUCACAGAAAUUCCUACUUGUCUUGGAUGAUGUUUGGUUUGAAAAAUCUCAUAAUGAGACAGAGUGGGAGCAACUCCUGGCUCCAUUAGUCUCUAAACAGUCGGGAAGCAGAGUUUUGGUGACUUCUCGAGGUGAAAUGCUCCCGGCCGCUGUAUGCUGUGAACAAGUUGUUCGUUUGGAAAACAUGGAUGAUGCUGAGUUCUUGGGUCUCUUUAAACACCAUGCUUUCUCUGGAGUAGAAAUUCAAGACCAGCUGUUGCGCACAAAGCUAGAACAUAUUGCUGAGGAGAUUGCUAAAAGGCUUGGAAAAUGUCCUUUGGCAGCAAAAGUUCUGGGUUCCAGAUUGAGCAGAAAAAAAGAUAUCACUGAAUGGAAAGCUGCACUAAAGCUCAACGAUUUAAGUGAGCCCUUCACAUCUCUGUUGUGGAGUUAUGAGAAGUUAGAUCCACGUCUACAAAGGUGCUUCUUGUAUUGCAGCUUAUUUCCAAAAGGACAUAGAUAUAGACCUGAUGAGUUGGUUCACCUUUGGGUGGCAGAAGGCUUUGUUGAUUCGUGCAAUAUGAGUAGGAGGACAAUGGAAGAUGUUGGGAGGGAUUACUUGAAUGAGAUGGUCUCUGGAUCUUUCUUCCAAUCGGUUUCUGAAAGGUAUUGCUAUGUCAUGCAUGACAUCCUUCAUGAUUUGGCAGAGUCACUCUCUAGAGAAGACUGCUUCAGAUUAGAAGAUGAUAAUAUGACAGAAAUACCAUGCACUAUUCGACAUUUAUCUGUUUCUGUUGAGAGUAUGCAAAGGCAUAAUCAAAUUAUCUACAAGCUACAGCAUUUACACACUGUUAUCUGCAUCGAUCCACUAAUGGAUAAUGCAACUGUUAUUUUUGAUCAGAUACUGCAGAACCUGAAGAAGGUGCGUGUAUUGCAUUUGUCAUUUUACAACAGCAGCAUGUUACCUGAAUCUGUUGGUGAGCUGAAGCACCUUCGGUAUUUGGACCUCACAAUGACAACGAUUUCUGAAUUGCCUAGAUCAUUAUGUGCUCUUUACCACUUACAGUUACUUCGGUUAAACGACAGUGUGGGGAGGUUGCCUGACAAAGUUUGUAAUUUGAGUAAGUUACGGCAUCUGGAAGGGUGCAACGAUCAAAUUCCCAACAUUGGCAAGCUUACUUCGUUACAACCGAUAUAUGUCUUUUCUGUGCAAAAGAAGCAAGGAUAUGAGUUGCGACAGCUGAAGGACUUGAAUGAGCUUGGUGGCAGUUUAACAGUAAAAAAUCUUGAGAAUGUCAUUGGAAAGGAUGAAGCCUUAGAGUCGAAGCUGUAUCAGAAAUAUCGCCUUAAAGUGUUGACGCUUGAGUGGAGUUCCGAGGAUGGCAUGGAUGCAAUGGAUAUUCUGCAUUUGGAUAUUCUAGAAGGUCUGAGACCGCCACCCCAACUGAGUGAGCUCACAAUCAACGGUUACAAAUCUGGCACAUAUCCUAGGUGGUUACUUGAGCGAUCCUAUUUUGAAAAUUUGGAAAGGUUUGAGCUUGAUCACUGCAGCUUGCUAGAAGGCCUACCACCAGAUACAGAGCUCCUUCAGCAUUGCUCUUGUCUGUAUCUACGGGACGUUCCAAAUUUGAAGACAUUAUCAUGUAUUCCAGCAAGCCUUACAGAUUUGUCAAUCCACAGCUGCCCACUGCUUACAUUUGUCACCAAAAAUCAGCUCGAGCAACAUGACUUGAGGGAAAAUAUAAUGAAGGCAGAUGACCUGGCGUCUAAACUUUCAUCGAUGUGGGAGGUGGAUUCAGGAUCACGUAUUAGGAGCGUACUAUCAGUGGACACUUCAUCCCUGAAGCAGUUGACAGCGCAGAUGGGUGAUGAUAUAUCACAUCAUCUUCAAAUUAUUGAAAGUGGCCUAGAGGAAGGAGAUAUAAUAUCGGUGAAAGAAAAUAUCAUCAAGGCUUGGCUUUUUGCCAUGAGCAGAGGAUAA